CAUCAUGCAUUGCGCAAUAAUUACGUGUGGGAGGACAGUGCAUAAAAUGGCUGCAUUCAAGUCAUGCACAGCAUUCUUUCUCCUGUCCUCCACAUACUUUGCUUAGGGGAGAACGAUGGCUACGCAUCACCAAAGCGAGCAAGGAGACGAGAUGUACUGGCCUACUACACCGAGGUCUAAGGACGCCGAGCUCUACAAAGACUACAAGAAACUGCUGGCAGGGAUCGCUGAGGAGAUGCAAAAAGCAGACGUUAUAGCUCUCGCAUAUAUGUUUGAUUUGCCUAAGUGGUACAGCGAAGUGGGGGCCACCAAGGAGACAAGCUAUGCUGCUCGAGUCCUUAGCUUCAUAGAAGGACGAAACAUUAUAUCCCCGGACUCUCUUGGACCACUUGCCACUUCACUGGAAGAGAUAGGAAGAAUGGACUUGAAGAGGAAAAUAGAUGCAUUUGAAAAUAGACACAGGAAUAGAGUCAUGAAGAAACCUACAGAAGAGACCUGUGCUAAUAUUUCAGAUAAAAUUGAUGAGGAAGAAGAAGACUACGAGCAGUUUGGGCGUGUUGAUGCAAGAAGGAGCUACAACCAAAGACGCCGUAACGUUGUACGAUCCUCCAGCGACCGAUAUCCAUCAAGCAUGUGGCUAUCAGCACCAUACAAGACGACCAGCAUUACCGGUACUAUUCCUGUCACCCAGCAGUACACUACUGGGGGGUCUUACAUGCCUAAUAGACCAAUCAUACACUCACCUCCUUCCUUUUCUUCACCUCCUCCACAAUCUGAUUUAGAUUCCAUGGAGGUCCACGUUUCCAUGGAAUCAGAUAUGCAUCAGGUUAAUGAUCCAAGGCAAAAGUACAUCCAACCUCAAAGUGCUUCUCGAAAAAAUGAGCACAGGAUUUGGGGCUCGAUGCCACCAAAAGAUCGUGACAACAGGUCGGAGAGGACCUUGUUUAAAUUGGAACAGUUUGACAGCGUCCCACAGCCCAGUCCUAGCCAACAUCUUGAUCCAGACGCAAGGAGCAUUCACUUAUCCAUCCGUACAACAACAAUGACUGCCAAAGCAUUGAAAAAGCAAAUAGAGUUUCUGAGGGAGAGGCUAGGUGGAAGCUAUCCAUACUUGGACAAGCAGCUCCAGCAAGCAGACAACUGCACCAAAGAAACCUUAGAUGUACUGAAGCUCCUAGCCAGGGAAACAAGAAACCAAUCAAGAGAGGAGGAGGAGGAAGAGGACGUCCUCUUAUACAAGGGUACCACCCACCAAAGAAACCCAGCCCAGCGUCAUAAGAGGUACUACUCUGAAGGCUUUCAUGAGGGAGCCCCGCCCGUUGCUUUCCAGAGAUGCAACACACAGCCAGAGGGCACUGGGUACAAGAUUUCACUGUCCAUUGAUGAGUCUGACUUGGAUGAUGAAAUACAAUCCCCGACAGGUGUGUCGGAUGAAUUACCAGAGGAUAUUGUAUCAGUAGAGGCUGUUAUCUCUCCCGAGUUUGUCUCUUCAAAAUCAAGGAAGGUCUCAGCUCCUGUACGAUCCCCUCCACCUCCUCUGGUCACUAGCUCUGCCAGGCUAAGUGUCAAAGCUGAGUCUAUUGGUAACAUUAAUAAAACUGAUGGAGCUUCUACUCAUUCUGGAAGGGCUAAAGGGAAGCAGAAGAUAAGUGUCCAGCCAUCAAAGUCCAUGAGUUCACUUGACGAGGCUUCACCUGCCAAGCAGAGCACUGGAAAGAAAAAGAUGUGGCCUCUGAAAAUAUUUAGAAGUCAAAAGAACCUUUAGAUUCAAGACAAUGAAGGCGAAGUAGCCAAUGUGGUACAAGUAAUAUAAACAAUGUUAAUAGACUUUAUUUAGUGAUUUUUUGGAACAAUUGUACAAUAUCAUGGACACAAUUGAUUGUGGAAUAAUUGAGUUGAUCAUUAAGAAAAUAAUUAUAAAAACAA
Messenger RNA from Amphimedon queenslandica, 1926 nucleotides. RefSeq lists its product as uncharacterized. NCBI's taxonomy places the organism in Eukaryota, Metazoa, Porifera, Demospongiae, Haplosclerida, Niphatidae. Gene Ontology annotation, molecular function: protein binding. Gene Ontology annotation, biological process: regulation of apoptotic process. The transcript has 3 exons. The record is from RefSeq and is a predicted model, not a curated record. The coding region runs from base 116 to 1765 and encodes 549 amino acids.